AUGCCAGCUGCCACGGAAGGACCAACAGUGUCGCUGUCCUUUGCGAACAACUUCUGGGGUCGAGAAGAUGCGGGCGUCGGGCCAUUGCUCGAUCGCAUGGCUUCUGCUAAGCAGACCAGCGACGAGCUUCGAUCCUUCUAUAGUGCCCGAGCCUCCAUCGAGAACGAUUACGCCCACAAAUUGAUGUCGUUAAGCCGCAAGUCGCUGGGAUCACAUGAGAUGGGGACACUCAAGUCGUCGUUGGACACAGUUCGUGGCGAGGUUGAACAGAUGGCGAAGCAACACGGCAGCAUUGCAGCCCAGAUGAAGACUGAGUUGGAGGAGCCUCUCGCCGCCUUUGCCGGAGGGAUGAAGGAGCGCCGCAAGAUCGUACAGAACACAGUCGAGAAACUACUGAAGGUCAAGAUUCAACAAACUCAGAUGGUCAACAAGACUCGCGAUCGUUAUGAACAGGAAUGUCUCAAGAUCAAAGGCUACUUGGCGCAGGGCCACAUGGUCAUGGGUCAGGAGGAACGGAAGAACAAGGCCAAGCUGGAGAAGACACAGAUCAGUCUUGCGACAUCGAACAGCGAAUACGAGAGUGCGGUCAAGGCACUCGAAGACACCACUGGUAGAUGGAACCGUGAGUGGAAGGCGGCCGCCGACAAGUUCCAGGAUCUGGAAGAGGAGAGAUUGGACUUCAGCAAGAGCAGCUUGUGGACCUUUGCGAACAUCGCCUCUACGGUCUGUGUUAGCGACGAUGCAUCGUGUGAGAAGAUCCGAAUCUCCCUCGAGAAGAUGGAUGUGGAGAAGGACAUUCUGAACUUCAUCAAUGAACGAGGCACCGGCCAAGAGAUCCCGGACGCGCCCAAGUACAUCAACUUCUGUCGGGGGGACGUGGAUGACCACCAGUCGGAGGUCUCUGACGAUGACAAUUAUUCGGUCGCACAGUUCCCUCGCAACAUCAAUCCUGCUUUCCGCACUUCCUCGCCUCAACCUUCAACAUUCGAGUCUCACCAUGACCCCAACUCUAUGUUGGCUCGGGAUCUAGCACAUCAAGACCCUAUGGAAUCGUUAAGCAGACACCAAGACCCUAUGGAAUCGUUAAGCAGGGAGGCGACUCUGACCCCCCACAAGGUCUCGGGCUCUACCAUCCCCCCACAAGACCGGCGUCAGAUGAAUGGAACGCAGCAGCAGCAACAUGAUGCUUCUCAGCUCCCCUCACAAAACCGGCGGCAGAUGAAUGGAGUGCAGCAGCAGCAAUAUGAUUCUGCUCAGUUCGCAUCAGUACCACACGACCCCUACCCCAUGCAUGGAAUGACCAUGCUCUGCCGUACGGAUGGCAUGAACUCGGCCACAAGCUCGAACGUGUCAGCAAGGCCGUUGAGUCGCGAUGAUAAUAGUGAAUACUCGAACCCGACGUCCUUCUCUAGUCAGGAACCACCGAGCGGUCAAGUGUCCCCUACGAAGCAAGAGCCCGUGGCCAUGGGCCAAGUAGACAAGCACUCCCUUUCUCUGAAGAAGAAAAGUGGCUUUUUCCAGAACCACAGCCCAUUCCGCAGGAAGAGUACCAAAGAUGUCCAACCACCGAACCGCAACACCUGGGGUCCGACGACUCAGAGUUCGGCAAGUCCUCGACGUCCUCAAGCCUACCAGCCGGAACCACACAACACGCCUCAAGCCUAUCAGCCGGAGCCACGCAACACGCUCGGAGAAAGGACGGCCAGCCCAGACCCUAUCGAUGCAAAUGCAAGCUUGGCGCUGAACGUGGGACAGAACGUGUUCCCUGUUGCCAACACGGACAAAAAACGCAGCAAAACCGUGGAUGAUAGCGCUGCGCAACCCGAGGAUAUGGAUCCCAUUGCCCUCGCAUUGGCAGAGUUGAAGGGUGCCGGUAGCAUGAAGGGUAUCGGUAGCAACAAACAGUCGGCUGGACGGAUCUCAGCAGAUCACUAUCACGGCAUUGCCACGCCGGCUCCCGACCGACCGCACGAGCGAUCACAGGCUUUCUCACGUUCGGUGCCCGUCCCCAGGGGAGGUAGCGAUGUCGCUGCUGCCAUGAGAGGCACUCCUCCUCCGUCGUACGACCAGCCGGUGCAGCGACUGGGCGUGCCACCUCCGGCUUGUACAUCGAAGGCUAUGCAGGAGUCUUCGCGGAAAUACACGGGACAGACCAGGGACAUGUUCAACCAGAAUCGGUCAGGGGCGAGCACGUAUGGCCGUAGCCAGUCCCGGCCAGCAGCUAGAGGUACCGACAUGCCUCGUGCGACUUCGCCGGCAGCGCCUCGAAGUGCUUCCCCUAGGCCCGGGAUGCAUCCCGACACGCGCCAAGCACACCGUUCUGCGUCGCCGAACCCAUACAGCGGCAGCCAACACCAUGCGUCGCCGCAAAGUGGCAUGCCACCAUCGCGUGGCUCGGACACAAGCUACCAGAGGCACAACUCGCCAAACGACAUGGCACGAGGACCUUCGCCAUCUCCGUACAGGGGAGAAUAUGACCGUCCUGUUAGUCGCGGUCCCAUGGCGGUUCAGCUUGCACCGGCUGGAGGGGAGGGUUCAGCGUAUGGGUCGGCGCGCGGAAGGGGGGGCAGUGGCAGGCCUGGGACAUCUUCCAGCUCUCGCGGCGCUAUGAGCUUCUAUGAUGGCCGGGACCCAGCGGUAGACGGGUCGAGGCAGCGAAGUAAGAGUGUGGCCGACCCAGGCCGGCAGUACACUCCAGAUGGUCGUGCCAUCUUGCACUACGCCCGGGCGCUGUACAUGUACCAGGCAGCCAUCCCCGAAGAACUCGGAUUUGCCAAAGGUGAUACGCUGGCCGUCCUUCGGCACCAGGAUGACGGAUGGUGGGAGGCUGAGAUCCACGCCGGGAACGGGGUCGGGCGAAGCGGGCUGGUCCCUAGUAACUAUCUGCAGCCGUGUUAG
Anthostomella pinea is the source of this 2898-nucleotide messenger RNA. NCBI's taxonomy places the organism in Eukaryota, Fungi, Ascomycota, Sordariomycetes, Xylariales, Xylariaceae. The record is from the annotation of a GenBank genome assembly.